GACAAAGUGCUGGGUGAACUUGAAGCCACUGCGCUACUUUUAAACCGUGUGCCACGGCCGAAUGGCUUCGCUGUGUGGACGUUUGUGGUGUCACUGGUUGGACAUAAGGGGUCGAAUUUGUUAUACAGUGCUGCUCGUUCUCGGACAGCUAGUUCAGUGACCACCGCUGCAACUUCUGAUUUGGAGAAAUACGUAAAGAAAUCGGAAGAACUAGCCUCAAAAUAUGAAAAGCAUGUUGACGAAGCGGUUACACGCUGGGCAAAGUGCGAUGAAAUUUAUUUUGGCAAGGAGCGAGACUUCAAAAAUUUUCCCACCGUGAAAUACCCCCUCAAACAUCCUAAAGUCCGUUUGGGCUUUAUACCUGAUGCUUGGUUCCAAACAUUGUAUCCUAUUACUGGUGUAACAGGGCCAUACCUCUUUCUUUUCGGUUCCACGGCCUUUCUCAUUAGCAAGGAAAUUCUAGUGGUUGAUCCCCAUUUUAUAGAAAUGGGCGUGUUCAUCGUCCUAAUGACUGGCCUGAUAAAAAAGUUUGGUCCUUUGGUUGCUGAAUUUUUGGACAAACAUACGGAGAAAGUAGAGCAAAUCCGGUACUACGAACCCCUGAAUGCAUUGCACCGGAAUUUGGAUAAAACAAUCGCUACUGCUAAUGAAGAGAUAGCCAGGGCUUCCGCGGUGGAAUCGCUGGUCAAAGCAAAAGAGGAAAAUGUUGCUCUCCAGUUGGAGGCUGCCUAUCGGGAACGAUUACAACAGGUUUAUCGUGCGGUACACCGGCGCUUGGACUAUCAUGUCGAACGGGAAAAUACUCGCCGGCGUUUCCAACAGACACACCUGAUCAACUGGGUCGUGGAUCAAGUGGUCAAAGGAAUAACCCCCGCUCAAGAGAAGGAAACCCUUACUUACUGCAUUGGAGAGUUGAAGCGAUUGGCACAAGUCCACAAAACUGCUGCCGUCGCUUAACUUGUGUUGUAAUGUUACUAACGAUUCCUCGCUAGCUUCGUGAACCAAUAUAUUAAUAGACAGCAUUCAUUUAGCCUGUUUUGAU
Molecule: messenger RNA, 1042 nt
Organism: Opisthorchis viverrini
Lineage: Eukaryota; Metazoa; Platyhelminthes; Trematoda; Opisthorchiida; Opisthorchiidae
Exons: 6
Biological process (GO): proton motive force-driven ATP synthesis
Molecular function (GO): proton transmembrane transporter activity
Source: RefSeq, a predicted model, not a curated record